CAAUAUUAUUAAAACACAUUUUUGUGCGGCUAUUUUUUUUCUUGGAAUAAGAAACUUUUCGAAAAUGAAAAUAGCAGUAACGCUGAAUAUUCAAGUGUACUUUUAUAUAUUAUUCGCUAUUUUGCAAUCUGAAGGAACACAUAAUAAAAAAAAAAACGCUGAUAUAAUAUAUAAUUUACUACAAAAACUCGGAUGGAAGAAUAUUAAUGAUGUCGAAUAUAUUAAAUAUAGGAACGAAAACAUUUAUCCGGACAAAAUAUUUAAUACACGUGUAACAUUAUACAAUUGCGAUAAAUUCAUACGGCAGGCAACAAUAUUCCUUGGAUGUUCAUACAUUCAUGAUUUAGAUGUGAUGUUCUUUAUACUUUUUAAGUUUCGUGAACAUUGUUUUGAGCUACUAAAAUCUGAUAUCAUUCGUGCACACAAGUGUACAGUCGCACUUUUAGCAAAAAUGAUUGAAAUUGUUCCAAUGGCAAAAAUUAUGGAAGGAGCUUUAAAUGCCAUAGAACAAUAUCAUAACAAGCCAAUGAAACCACAAAAUAGGAUUCAUUUUAUUUUAAGCAACGUUUUAACACAUUUAAAGAAAAAUGAAAAUUUAAAAAAAUUGAUUCCUUUGAAUAUUGAUAAGGCUUCAAUUAAUGCAGCAUUAUUUAGAAUUGAGGACAUGCUAUCCAAAAGUAUUUUAGAACUUGAGGAAGAUGUGAGAUAUUGUAAACUAAUAACUUUAGAUUUGUGUUCAUUGUGGAAAUUAUGGAAUACAGAAUUCAACACAUUAGAAUUUCAAAGAAAAUAUCAAGAACUAUUCAUUUUUUUUAAUGACCAAAUUAAUGAUUUAAUCGUAACGACAAUUUGUAACAAGUAUAUAGAACUUGGAUUUAAAUUCGAUUUGAAUACAAGUCAAACAUUUUUACCUACUCCACAACCCAAUGACAAUCAAAAUAUCACACAAAAUUCAAUAAAUUUUAUAGAGCAUAACAAUAACGUAAAUGCAAUGAAAAAUAUUCUACAAAAAUAUAUCGCACAGCACUCUUUAAUAAAUUUGAUGCAACCUAACAAUGAAGUAGAUAAACAUGAAGAGAUUAAAAAAGAAGAAGAAUUCAGUGAUCAAUGAUAAACAAACAGGCGCGUAUACAAUGAAGACUAUGGAAGCAAUGACUCACCUAAAAUAAAAAUUAUUUUUAAAAAAGUUCUUUUUAUGAAAAAUAUGUUAUUACACAAUAACCUCUCAUUACGGUUGUUAUCAGUUAAGCAAUAAACUAUAUUAUAUGUCUAAACUUUCAUAUAAAUGAUAAAACUCACAUAAACAGUAGUAUUGGUUGUCCCAUAUAUCAAUAAUGUAAGACAAUAAUAAAUCAUUGUCCAGAAUUGAGUAUUAAUUUUAGAAGAUAACAUAUAAUAAAUAAUACAAUUUAAUUUAAUAAAGAGAUAAUAAUAAAGUUUCUGAUA
Molecule: messenger RNA, 1446 nt
Organism: Daktulosphaira vitifoliae (grape phylloxera)
Lineage: Eukaryota; Metazoa; Arthropoda; Insecta; Hemiptera; Phylloxeridae
Exons: 4
Coding region: 65-1111 (348 amino acids)
Source: RefSeq, a predicted model, not a curated record